Sparassis crispa is the source of this 717-nucleotide messenger RNA. RefSeq lists its product as hypothetical. Gene Ontology annotation, biological process: regulation of transcription by RNA polymerase II. NCBI's taxonomy places the organism in Eukaryota, Fungi, Basidiomycota, Agaricomycetes, Polyporales, Sparassidaceae. The coding region runs from base 1 to 717 and encodes 238 amino acids. The record is from RefSeq and is a predicted model, not a curated record. The transcript has a single exon. Gene Ontology annotation, molecular function: protein dimerization activity; DNA-binding transcription factor activity, RNA polymerase II-specific; RNA polymerase II cis-regulatory region sequence-specific DNA binding.
AUGUCGCCCUCUCCACCGCCCGCGUUCGACGACUUCCAGUUCUUCAAUCCUGCCCUCCACAACCUCCUUCCGUCUCCCCCACCGCUCCCGCCCUCUGCAGACCUCUUCUCCGCCUCAGAGACAACCGACUUUCUUGGUUUUCUCGAGAACUUCAACUGGGAGUUCGAGGUUGACCCCCAGGACACACUCCACUCGUCCAUACAAUAUCCAGACCACAACCCCCGCUUCGACGACCUUCCACCACCCCCACUCGCCGCACACAAUGAGCGCGUCAAGAGCUAUCCACCUCCCGCCGAACGAGAGCCCGCGCCAGCCGACAUGAGACCAGACACCACCGCGACGACCUCUACGUCGUCGUCCUUGUCCCCGCCUCUCGAUCCGUCAGCAGACACGAGCAUGUUAACACGCGUUAAACCGCCCCUUUCGACCCCUCAGAAGCGGCUGAAUCACAUCAUGUCCGAGCAGAAACGCCGGAACGCAAUCCGUGACGGGUACCUGCAGCUCACAACUCUACUCGCACCUGCUGGUGCCCCACCGGGCUCAGGCAUGCCGACGAGAGGACGUCCGAAGGGGAGUGGUAGCCGUGGCAGAGGGAGUAAGGGCAAGAGCGGGAUACUGUUCAGGGCACGCGAGUACAUCCAGUUCUUGGAGGAUGGGAGGGAGGCGCUGCUACAGGAGGUCCUCAAGGUCGAGGCGGCGGCAGACAUCCGACAUUGA